Messenger RNA from Arachis ipaensis, 1679 nucleotides. RefSeq names its product transcription factor TGA4. Lineage: Eukaryota; Viridiplantae; Streptophyta; Magnoliopsida; Fabales; Fabaceae. The record is from RefSeq and is a predicted model, not a curated record. Gene Ontology annotation, biological process: DNA-templated transcription; regulation of DNA-templated transcription. Gene Ontology annotation, molecular function: DNA-binding transcription factor activity; sequence-specific DNA binding.
UCUUCCAUUUUGAUGAAUAAAAAAUUGGGCAUUGUGAAAGGCGUCGUCUUCUCAACGCAAUGAUGGAAGGUUUAUGGUUAUGAAUGAGUCAUGAGUACUUUCUUUCUGCUGCUUCUUCAUUUCAACAAAGCUACCUUUCUAUAACUCUUAGUUUGAUAUACAUGUAUGUGUUGAAUGCUGAACACUGACUGAAUUUCUGUGCCGAUUAGUCCGUAGAGCAUGAAUUCACCAUCGACGCAGUUCGUUUCCUCGAGAAGGAUGGGUGUGUAUGAUCCUAUCCAGCAGAUCAAUAUGUGGGGAGAUAGCCUCAAAAGUAAUGUCAAUUUAAGUGCAUCCAUUCCCUUAAUUGAUGAAGCCGACAUUAAGUUUGAUAGUCAGUCAGAGGAUGCUUCUCAUGGUAUCCUGGGAACGAAUAUCAAAUAUGACCAAGAAGCAAGUAAACCUGUUGAUAAGAUACAGAGACGACUUGCGCAAAAUCGAGAGGCUGCUCGGAAGAGUCGUUUGCGGAAAAAGGCCUAUGUGCAGCAAUUAGAAUCUAGUCGUUUGAAGUUGAUGCAGCUAGAGCAAGAGCUUGAACGUGCGAGACAGCAGGGAAUGUAUGUAGCCGGUGGAUUGGAUACUAAUCAUCUAGGUUUUGCUGGACCUAUUAAUUCAGGAAUCACAGCUUUCGAGAUGGAGUAUGGACACUGGGUUGAGAAGCAAAAUAGUCAAAUCUUAGAACUGAGAAACGCUUUAAAUUCUCAUAUUGGUGACUUAGAGCUGAGGAUACUUGUAGAUGAUAUGAUGAAUCACUACACUGAAAUCUUUCGUAUGAAAUCUGCUGCUGCAAAAGCAGACGUUUUCUAUGUAAUGUCCGGCAUGUGGAAAACUACGGCCGAGAGAUUUUUCUUAUGGAUUGGAGGCUUUCGCCCCUCUGAACUUCUAAAGGUUCUUCUUCCUUUGAUUGAACCUUUGACGGAGCAACAACGAUUGGAUGUCUGCAACCUCGGACAAUCAUGUCAGCAAGCGGAAGACGCCCUUUCACAAGGUAUGGAGAAACUACAGCAAACACUUGCUGAUAGCAUAGCCGCCGGACAACUGAUGGAAGGAAGUUAUAUUCCGCAGAUGGCUACUGCAAUAGAGAAGUUGGAAGCUCUUGUGAGCUUUGUGAACUAGGCUGAUCAUCUUCGGAAGGAGACACUGCAGCAGAUGUCUCGAAUAUUGACUAUCCGUCAGGCAGCUCGAUGCUUGCUUGCUUUGGGGGAAUACUUCCAACGCCUGAGAGCUCUGAGCUCGCUUUGGUCGAAUCGUCCUCGCGAACCAGCUUAGUCUUCUUCAACAAGUGUAAGAAUCCUAACUUGUAACGUGAACUGCGGUGUGAUGAAAUGCGGCCAAGUUUCUUUGGCUAGGAGCAUGAGAAAACCGUGUACCACGCGGCUGACGGGGUGGUACAGGGAUGCUCAUUUUUUUCAGCAGUCUUUUGAGUUAUGGAGAAGUUGUAAAUAUGAUUGCUCUCAUAAUUUUAUGCAUGAGUUUGUAAAUGAAUUAAUUUUGGACGCAUUGGUAUAGGUUUGUUGCAAAAAUCAAAUAUUUACAAUAAGUCUGCUUGGAAGUUGGUCAUGUAAAAUGUGUAUAAUAUUAUGUUGUGUGUUUUUGAAGAUCAAUGGACUCUCUUUUGAAGAACAUAGUUUUAUUUUAGU